This is a messenger RNA of Populus euphratica (Euphrates poplar), 1524 nucleotides long. RefSeq names its product protein FAR1-RELATED SEQUENCE 5-like. The transcript has 3 exons. Lineage: Eukaryota; Viridiplantae; Streptophyta; Magnoliopsida; Malpighiales; Salicaceae. The record is from RefSeq and is a predicted model, not a curated record. Bases 409 to 1026 code for a protein of 205 amino acids.
UCGAAUCCUUAGGAAUUUCACUAACUGAUUUAUGCAAAGUGUUGAUCCUGUUGUGAUGAUUAAUUGAUACGGGUAAUAUGUGUAUGCUCUAUUAUGGGAACUUUGUGAUUUUAAUGCAUGCAUAGUUUCAAUACGUGGUCUAGAAUCUAGAUCUGUUUCGCUUGGCAAAUAGAGCUGAUUCGAUUCGUUGGUGUAAAGAUUCAAAGUCUUUAUGAACAAAUCGUACAAUGAAUUGAUUUUGACCACUGCUACUAUUUUCGUAGCUUAUUUGUUGUGGACUUCAUUGUUGAUAAUGAUGCUAAUGGUGAUAUAGCUGGAAAUGUGGCCGUGGACAUUGCUAGGGCUAGAGAUGAAAACGAAGUCGUUGAAAAUUCUGUUGAAGGAGAAUUUGAACAGUAUGAUCAUAAAAUGGAUAAAGAGUCUUUGGCUAUAGAUAUGAUCCCAGAUGCAGUUCCAGCUAUGUCAAUGGUUGCUGCAGAUGAGCCAUACAUAGGACAGGAGUUUGAUUCAGAAGCAUCUGCACAUGCAUUUUACAAUGCUUAUGCCACACGCAUAGGAUUCAUCAUCCGUGUAAGCAAACUUUCUCGAUCAAGACGUGAUGGAUCUGCUAUUGGCCGAGCGCUUGUUUGCAAUAAAGAGGGCUUCAGAAUGCCUGACAAGCGUGAAAAGAUUGUAAGACAAAGGGCAGAAACAAGGGUUGGUUGCAGGGCAAUGAUUUUGGUGAGAAAAGUAAGUUCUGGAAAAUGGGUGGUUACAAAGUUUGUGAAGGAGCAUACUCAUUCCUUGACACCUGGAAAAGCUCGAAGGGAUUGCAUUUAUGAUCAAUACCCGAAUGAACACGAUAAGAUUAGGGAAUUAUCACAGCAGCUGGCCAUGGAGAAAAAGAGAGCUGCGACCUAUAAAAGGCACCUGGAAUUGAUUUUUGAGCAGAUUGAGGAACAUAACGAGAGUCUAUCAAAGAAGAUCCAACAUAUAGUACACAGUGUGAGGGGCAUGGAAAACAAACCACAGCAGAGUCAGACAUAGUUUCAGCAUUAUUUGUUCCAGAGCACACAGUUCAUAAUGGUAUACAGAAUGCUGCUGGUUGUAUAGCAUACUCUUCCUCUUGGCUUAGAUACCAGAUGCUGACCUUGUUCUAGCGUUUAGUUUUAGGUGUCUAGUUAGUUUAUUAAAACCUUGUGAAGAUGUUUGGUUCAGUUGACAUUCAUUUGAAUACAUUGUAUAACUGUGCUCCUCUUUCUGGAGCACACGGUGAGCAGGAGAAAUAGAGAGUUCCUGUACAGUUCUUCUGGUCCAUGUUUGUCAGAGGAUUAGCCGAAAGAUAAACGUCCAGUUCAUAGAGAGCAUAGGCGUCGCCAUGGGAAGCUGAAAAUAAUACCCUGUUUCCAUUUUUUUUGGAAGCCCAUUUGAGUCGAGUUCUGUGUAUAGCAUAUGGAUGGUUUUUGGUUUUGCUAUUUAUAGUUGUUGAAUAUCAUUGUCUUUAAAAAUCCAUUGUAUUGUGGGUUCAUAAUUUUCUUCAUGGUC